AUGUCGUGGAACUUGAAAACGAUCUGCACAAUUUCGUUGUUUAUCUUAAGUUUCUCCAGUUGCCCACUGGUAGAAUCUUUGAUCGUCGAUCCGUACUUGAAGGAGCGAGAUCGAUUGAUCGAAGCCGAGCGAAAGCUGCAGUUCGGCCGCGACAUCGUCUUGCAGGGCGACGAGAUUAAAGCCAACGAGUGUCUGAUGAGAGCUAAAACGGCCGAAAUCGACCACGCGUUCCAGCACCCCGAGGACUUUUUGCCGGCGCAGAAUUUUCUGCGGGCGCGCAAAGAGAUCGAGCGGUCGACGGUCUUUCGGAUUCUGCGCAGGAUGCCCAAGGGCGGCCUGUUUCACGCGCACGGCCUGGCCAUCGUGUCGAUCGACAAGCUGCUCAGGUACACGCACCUGCCGAAUCUCUGGAUCUGCCGGGAUCGAUUCGCGUUUCUGUUCUCGAGGGCGCGGCCGCCGCCGCUGCUGUCCCGCUGCGACGACUGGAUGCCGAUCGAGGAGCGCCGCCGAGCGGAGCCGAAUCUCGACCAGGAGAUCAAGCGACACCUGAUGCUAUCGGCGAGCCGCAACGACGACAUCAAUCACGUUUGGAAGGACUUCAAUAACUUGUUUCCAGCGGUCGGCGGCUUGGCCGUCUACAAGCCGGUCUACGAGAAAUUUAUGUACGAAGCCAUGCAGGAGCUUUACGACGACAACGUCAUGUUCAUGGAGCUCAGAAAUUCUCUCUUUCCUCUGUACGAUCUCGACGGCACGCAGCACACGCCCGAGGAAACCGCGAGAACGUUGAUGAAAGUUGUCAAACGCUUCUGCACGAACAAUCCGUCCUUCUUGGGUAUCAAGCUCAUAAUCUCCCAGUCGAGGAGUGUCCCGCUGGACGUGGUGAAGCAGAAAAUAGAGCAGUUCAAGCGAUGGAAGGCCGAAUUUCCGGACCUGAUCAUCGGUUUCGAUCUGGUCGGCCAGGAGGACAUACAUCACUCGUUGCUGGACUACCGGGAGGCACUCGAGGGCAUCAAGGACGAGACCAACUUCUUUUUCCACGCCGGCGAGACCAAUUGGUAUGGCCGACAGCCGGAUCACAAUCUUUACGACGCCAUCGUUCUUAAUACCAAGAGGAUUGGUCAUGGCUUCGCCCUGAUCAAGCAUCCGAAAUUAAUGGAGAUCGUGAAAGAGAAGAAGAUCGUCGUCGAGGUCAGUCCCAUCUCGAAUCAGGUGCUGAAGCUGGUCGGGGACCUACGCAAUCAUCCGGCGGCUCACUUCUUCGCGACGAAUCUGCCGGUGGUAAUAACGAGCGACGAUCCGUCCCUCUGGGGUGCCACCGGCCUGAGCUUCGAUUUUUACGAGGCGUUCGUCGGCAUCAUGUCGAGCGAGGCCGACUUGAGGGCGCUCAAGCAGUUGGCUCUGAACUCGAUCAAGUACAGCAGCCUCGAUAAGCGCGAAAAGGCGAAGGCGUUCAAGAUUUUCAAUCAGACAUGGAUGGAAUUCGUUACGGAAUUGCCCAAGAGUUCACUGUGUGUAAAAGCAGCUUGACAUUCAUAUUGUACUCAGAUUUUUGUACUUAGAAAUUUAAUUCUUUUUAUUUUUUCUCGCACGAGCCU
Trichogramma pretiosum is the source of this 1595-nucleotide messenger RNA. RefSeq names its product adenosine deaminase 2-like. Gene Ontology annotation, molecular function: adenosine deaminase activity. NCBI's taxonomy places the organism in Eukaryota, Metazoa, Arthropoda, Insecta, Hymenoptera, Trichogrammatidae. The transcript has 5 exons. Gene Ontology annotation, biological process: adenosine catabolic process; inosine biosynthetic process. The record is from RefSeq and is a predicted model, not a curated record. Bases 1 to 1527 code for a protein of 508 amino acids.